AUGAAGGAUGAUGAUAAACCAUGUCAAUCUGACUUUCGACAAAGUCGUUUGAAAUUUGGUUCAAAUUUAAUGUCGUCUCUGAAGCCUACAGUAUUCAAAGUAACAAACCAUGAUGACUCAACUAUUCGUCGUUUCAUCAUGCCAACAUCCGCCCCAUCGUGGGAAGAGCUUUCAACAAAAAUACGACAAGUCUUUGAAAUUCAAAACCAAAUUCGAAUUGGCCUGACGUACUUGGACGAAGAAGGUGAUGUUAUUACUCUUAGUUCGGAAAAUGAAUUACAGGAAUUUUAUGACGAAAGAGAAUGCUCGAUGCAAGAAAAUCAUGGAGAAUUGGUUAGACAAGAAAUUACAAAUUUUGAACAAGAAAGUAAUCCUACUAUCGCUAUAGCAAAUAAUAAUGUUAGAAAAUUUGGACUAAAGAUUUAUUAUGCAAAAGAACAAAUUUCUGAUAAUGAAAUUGAAAGGGAUGACGAGAAGCAAGAUGGGCUCAAUUGUGCCCAACAAUAA
Messenger RNA from Cetraspora pellucida, 507 nucleotides. Lineage: Eukaryota; Fungi; Glomeromycota; Glomeromycetes; Diversisporales; Gigasporaceae. The record is from the annotation of a GenBank genome assembly.